CCUCUCAAAACGCAUGCCAAAUGGAGAGACGCCCCACAGAAGCAGAGGCCAGAAGAUCCUCCCACAGGGGAAAUCAGGCCUUUACCACAAGAAGAACCUAUUUCUGCCUCAGGCUCAAAUCGAUCUGAAGAGAUACUUGGCUGAGGCUCAGGAGGAAACGAGGCAACUCAUUCAUCACAGUAACACACACAAUGCAGCCUUCUUAGCGCAGCAGAGUCAGAACUACAGCACUCUCCCGAGGAUCAACCACACUCGUGGUCAAGAGAACCAGCCAUGGUCCCAUUUAAAUGGUCCACUUCACCCACACAAUCCAUGCAAUGGUUAUGCUGCAGGACCAGAGGAGUGUGAGAGGCAUUUGUUAUCUCAGGUAGCGCAGCCCUGUGGUGGGCUGCAGCACGGUGCUGAUCCUAACGCCAGCCCAGCCAAAACCGCUUUACUCAGCCAAGCCUCCGGGCACCAUGGUCUGGCUAAUGGCUUCUCUGGGCCUCGUCAGUCGCCUCCUCCAAGCCAACAGGGCUACUACAAGCUGGAGAGGUCAGGGCCCAUGACUGUCCUGUCCACGGCUACUGAUGGGGUUCAGGGCCACUCUGCGGAGUCGACUCCAUCCAAGAACAGUGUCAACAGCUUUCUGGAGUCUCCUAUGAGUUUUCUGGAUACCCCUACUAGGAACCUGCUCAACACACCUUCCAAAAAACUGGCGGAUCUUCCUUGCUGUCAAUGUGUGGACCAAAUCAUUGAGAAGGAGGAAGGCCCUUACUAUACUCAUCUUGGGGCAGGACCCAGUGUUGCUGCAGUGAGGGAGUUGAUGGAGAACAGGUAUGGUGCCAAAGGAAAUGCAGUAAGAGUGGAAGUUGUUGUUUACACCGGGAAGGAAGGCAAGAGCUCCCAAGGGUGUCCAAUUGCUAAAUGGGUAAUCCGGCGUGGCAGCGAAGAGGAGAAACUGCUGUGCUUGGUCCGUCAAAGGCCGGGGCACCACUGUGACACUGCUGUGCUGGUGAUCCUCAUCCUGGCGUGGGAGGGAAUCCCUCGGCCGGUGGCGGACCACCUCUACCGGGAGCUCACAGAUACCCUCUUCAGAUACGGCUCCCCCACCAGCCGUCGCUGUGCCCUCAAUGAAGAUCGCACAUGUGCAUGCCAGGGUUUGGACCCAGACACUUGCGGAGCCUCGUUUUCCUUUGGCUGCUCCUGGAGUAUGUACUUCAAUGGCUGUAAGUUCGCCCGCAGCAAAGUGCCCCGCAAGUUUCGCCUGAUUGGAGAUGAACGGGAGCAGGAGGAGAAGAUUGAGAACAAUCUGCAAAAUCUCGCCACUGACCUCGCACCACUCUACAAAAGACUGGCUCCUGAGGCUUUCCAGAACCAGGUGGAGAAUGAGGUGUCAGGGGAGGAUUGUCGGCUGGGCAGGAAGGAGGGACGUCCUUUUUCUGGGGUCACAGCCUGUGUGGAUUUCUGUGCUCACGCUCAUAAGGACACUAGCAACAUGAAUAAUGGCAGCACUGUGGUUUGCACUUUAACCAAGGAAGAUAACCGCGCAGUGCGUAACAUACCAGAGGAUGAGCAGCUUCAUGUGCUGCCACUUUACAAGAUCUCUGACAGAGAUGAGUUUGGUCAAGUUGCAGGCCAGUGGGCCAAGGUCCAGAGUGGUGCUCUGCAAGUUCUGUCAGCCUUUCCCCGAGAGGUUCGCCUGCUGGCUGAACCGGUGAAAUCAGCCCGUAAGAUAAGACAGGAAGCUCGUCUGAAGGCCCAAGCAGAGCGGCAGGAGAAGAAGCUCGGCCUGACUCCUCUCACUCCUGGAAAAGUGAAAAUUGAAAACCCCAACAAAGAGCCACAAGGCUACUACAGCUCUUACAGACCACCACCCAGACCUGCCAGUGUUGGAAGGUACAAUCAACCCAGCACUUACAGCCAGAGCACCAGCAACUACCCCACUCCAGGUGCAGGGGUCACCCCACAGAGGGAGGUCAUCGCGCCUAACCACCACGGCCUGCCGGGCCUCCAGUUUGGACAGAACGGCUCAGCUCUCAGUUACAAGACAACGAGUGACACCGUGAAUGGUUAUUCUCCAGCAUCUGGUAACCAGAGCCUUCUGUCAGAACAUAUACCUCCACAUAACACCCUGAGAGACUACCCUUUUAAAACUGAGCCCAACGAGGUGCACUGCUCUCCUCUGCGCAGACUCUCCCCCAGUGCUCCUCCUCCCUCCUCUUUCUCCCCCAGACCUACCUCUGAGGGCCUCUUCAGCAGGCUCAACGGACUCCACAGGGCUGCAGAUGUCGCAGCCGAGGUCAGGGAUCAUGGCCUCCCUCCGGCCACAUCUCUUCCCCUGCAAACUCCCCCAGCUGAACCGGAGGAAGUUAAGCAGGAAGAGGUGUGGUCAGACAGCGAGCACAACUUCCUGGACCACGAAAUAGGCGGAGUCGCCGUGGCACCGUCGCACGGCUCCAUCCUGAUCGAGUGUGCACGGCGGGAGCUCCACGCCACAACUCCUAUCCUCAGGCCGAACCGCAGCCACCCCACCCGCAUCUCCCUGGUCUUCUACCAGCACAAGUCCCUGAAUGAGCCCGGCCACGGGAUGGCUAUGUGGGACGCCAAAAUGGCCAAGCGGGAACGAGAUAGGGAGGAGGAGGCCGAGAGGUUAAGGAUGGAGGGCAGCCUGGGCAACGGUGUGGGGAAAAGUGGCAACGGAGGGGCGGAGGGAGAGGAGGAUGUAGGUGAGGAUGCAGAGGAGACGAGGAGGAAAAUGAAUGUCCCCACACGUCAGGCGUGGACUCUCCCGAGGGACGGUGUCAUCACCGUGUCCCCUUAUGCUCUUACCCAAGUGACAGGCCCUUACAAUCGCUGGACUUAGUCAGCAUGUUUUACACACAAACACACACACAUACACAGAAACUCCUACACCCUGUGCUUCUGCCUUACCUCAAUCAACUUCAAACUGCUACUCUCAUUUUUAUGUCGUUUUCAUUGUGCUUUUCUAAUAUCUGUUCACUUUGUCCUUCUUCGUCUCUGCCUUCGAAGUGAUGAGGAAGACCAAAGUUUGUUGGCUUUUUAACUGUGAGUUUCGGUGUCAGUUUUUAUUGUAUAGAGAUGGUGCUUUGAAGCAUUUAAAGACGUUUUUAAACUGGUUUUAUAUACAUGAUUACGAACAAAAAGAUGUGAUUAUUUAUUCUGAUCAUAACGAUUUCUAUUUAAUUUCUGGUGUAAGCCUGUUUACUGCAAGAUUUCUAUGUUAACCUGCAUUAUGUGUUGACGCUCAGAAUUUAUGUUGUACAGUAGGACUAUACUUUUUUAAAAUUUUAGCCAAUAGUUCUCUUUUCAUGAGAUGAAUCUGAUUGGCUUUGACAUUGGUGCCAUUCUCACUGUAAUCUUUGUUAAGCAAACUCAUUACAUCACAUAAUGUAGAAGACAAGACUAAUAUUGUGUGUAUAUUUACUACAGAUUGUCACAUGUAGCAUUGUGCUUUUUCUUCUGCUGCCUCUGACUUCCGUUGGUGGUUGAUGAAAGAACUGUAUGUCUUUGGUUUCUCGUUUUGUUUUCUCUACAUCUGGAUGAUUUGUCUUUUAUUCACAGAUAUGUAUGGCAUAUUAAGAAGCACUUUUUUUUAUUUUCCUAAACCUAACUUGAAAAAGGUCCCAGUCCAUAGGCCUAAAUAUGUAUGUACAGACAGAGAUACAGUAUAUAUGACAGUUUAGCAUGAACCCUGUUUUAUUUUUACAGUAUUUCUGCAUUUAUUUGCUACUCAUUUGAUUGAAAAUAGCAUACAUAUCAAAUGAAACUUAAUGAGGAAUCAUGAAAUGCGGCAUCAGUGAAGUGCUUAUUAUUAUUAUUAUUGUUGGCACUUAGUUUAUGCUCAGCUCCUGGAAAAGAAUUCUAAAAGUCCUUCAGAGGGAACAAGCGUGAUCAUAGGAAUUCAAAAACUUACUGUACAUUUUAAUGGUGCUAACAAAACGUCUGUUUUUAUUAAGGAAACCACAAAGUGACGGAAACAGAACAUUUCCAGCUUUUAUGUCCAUACUCUGGAUUUGAAUAUAAAAAAACUGUGUUAGCCACUGCUGAAUAAUCAAACUUUUUCCUCUGCUGCCUCUUCUUUCCUCUUUAUUGUAAAACCACUCAAAUAUCAGAUCCCACUCAGACAAUUGCCUAAGACGAUUUCGGGUGCUCGACCCUCGUGAAGACUUUGUUUACAGAUAACUUUCUUACAGGGUCUGAAUAAAGGGGUUGCCGUCAACUCCUGGUGAAUCAGGAUUUUUAUUCUUUUUUUUUUUUUGUUACCCACAAAAGAGAAGCUCUUCAUUUUAAGAACACAUCAAUGACAUUUUAGCACAACCGAUAUAGACCUUUCACUGAUAGUCACACUAAUGCUGAUAAGCAUAAACAUGUUGUUUUUUUACACUCUUUGACUUGCUUUUGGUGCUAAUAGGACAAGACGUCAAGGUACACACAUUGACUUAACCUGCUUGUAUACUUACAUAACAGUGAUGGCAUGGUGCUUUUGAAACUCAGCACUCACUGACCCGGUCUAUGAUUCAAUGCAAAGGUAGUUUAUUAUCAUUUCUCUGGAUCUUGAAGAACUUGACAACUGACUGAGAUGCAUUAACCGCAAUGUUAGUCGAGUGCUAGUCAGAAAAAAAACACAAAUUACUGUGCAGAAACCCAUCUAGAGUUCAGAUGUCUUCCACGGAUAACCCAGCUCUCUAACAGUUCUCAAAAAUCACAUGCAAGAAAAAUGAAUGUAAACAUUUUUUUAAAAAUCUGUUUAUUCAGAAAGAAUAUUUUCAGACAUCACAUCACAAAAUUACCGUUGUAAAUGUUUGUUUCGAUUUAAUGUGGCUGACUUUCUCAGUCCACGCUGAACAUGUUUGUAUCAAUAAGGAACUAACAAAGAGCACCAGCAUUCAAAAAACAGAAAAAAAUAACUUUUAUUAGUAGAAAAUGUGUAAAUAUGUAUGUGAACCACAUUGUUUUUACUGUAUUGUUAAUGGUGUUUAGACAAUGGGUGAUCUUGCUUAUUUUGAAACUGAAUUACUGUAUGUUGCUGAAAGUAUAUCCAGUUUAGACUUGAGAAGAGACUAAAUUUAGCAUUCCUUUUAUGGAUGGCUGAUCUCUUUCGGGAUUGUGAAAUAAAGUCAUAUUUAUAUUUUGGACCUGA
Acanthochromis polyacanthus (spiny chromis) is the source of this 5143-nucleotide messenger RNA. Its product is annotated as methylcytosine dioxygenase TET3-like. Gene Ontology annotation, biological process: positive regulation of transcription by RNA polymerase II; oxidative demethylation. Lineage: Eukaryota; Metazoa; Chordata; Actinopteri; Pomacentridae. Gene Ontology annotation, cellular component: nucleus. The record is from RefSeq and is a predicted model, not a curated record. Bases 14 to 2845 code for a protein of 943 amino acids. Gene Ontology annotation, molecular function: DNA 5-methylcytosine dioxygenase activity. The transcript has 10 exons.